UUUUUAAGAAUUGAGAUUAGGAAUUACAGAGAAAGAGAAAGAGAGUCUGAAAAUGCAGGCAGCAAAGAAUGCAGCAGCGUCCGCCAAGGAGACGGUGGCCAAUGUUGCCGCCUCUGCCAAGGCUGGCUUGGACAAGACCAAGGCCACCAUGCAAGAAAAGGUGGAGAGGGUGAGUGCACAUGACCCAAUGCAAAAGGACAUGGCCAUGCAGAGAAAAGAAGACAAAAUCAAUCAAGCUGAGUCCAACAAGCAGGAGGCGCACGAGCACAAUGCCACCGCGCGACAAUCAGCUGCAGCCACUACCAGAGUCGGUGGUGGGACCCAAAGUUACACCACUGGUGGGGGAAUGGGGAUGGAAAAUUACUCUACUAGUGGUCCAAACAUGUCUGCUGGAUAUGGAUAUGGUACCAGUCAUCAUGGCACCAACAACAUGACUGAGGGGGGCAUGGUCGGGUCACAGUACCCUCUUGGGGCUGACAUUGGUGCUGCUACUGAGAACCCAGUUGGGGGGGGCUAACACUACUGCAAUUGGUUUGAACGCUAGAAGCACUGAUGAUGUAUACCCUUUAGAUGUUGACAUUAUUGGGGCUAGCUUGAACCCGAUGCAUAACACCAAUGCUGGGGUUGGUGACCGUGGUGGUGCCCCAACCUCUGGUUAUGGCACUGGCGGUGCAUAUAAUUAGAUGAUUCACAUGGUUUUGUCCAUAGCCCCACUCUACGUGCAUGAUCUUGUGUGUUUAAUGGUUUGUGUUUCUGUUUUUGAAGCCUUAAGAGUUUGAUGAUUUUGUGCUUAGUUGGCUGAAUAAAUGUACAAGGAUAUGAU
Messenger RNA from Camellia sinensis, 823 nucleotides. RefSeq names its product 11 kDa late embryogenesis abundant protein. NCBI's taxonomy places the organism in Eukaryota, Viridiplantae, Streptophyta, Magnoliopsida, Ericales, Theaceae. Gene Ontology annotation, biological process: embryo development ending in seed dormancy. The record is from RefSeq and is a predicted model, not a curated record.